Molecule: messenger RNA, 2048 nt
Organism: Aspergillus steynii IBT 23096
Lineage: Eukaryota; Fungi; Ascomycota; Eurotiomycetes; Eurotiales; Aspergillaceae
Product: putative ER to Golgi transport protein (Sly41)
Exons: 2
Coding region: 244-1899 (551 amino acids)
Biological process (GO): phosphoenolpyruvate transmembrane import into Golgi lumen
Cellular component (GO): endoplasmic reticulum; Golgi apparatus
Molecular function (GO): antiporter activity; phosphoenolpyruvate transmembrane transporter activity
Source: RefSeq, a predicted model, not a curated record
CCUCAGGGAAACCCGCAAACGUUACUACCUACGGGAUGGAUACUUGGGUUUCAACCCUUAACCCCCGCUCAGAUCGAUUCCUUAAACCACCUUUCCCGAAAAAAGAGAAAAAGAGACAUACAUGAUCUCGCAAACUGAUUGAGACAUUCACUCCGUUUCGUUAUCUGACCCAACCGCCGGGUUCGAUUCUUAAUCCCACGACGGCGCCACUUUUAGCAUAGAUUUUUUUUUGGCACCGGGGAGAUGACAACAACCACCGUAACUGGCUCCGGAAGACGCGCAUCUAUACGACAACCAGAGCUGCACGCGCCAGCGAAAACCUCCAGUUCUCAAUCAAUGACUAGUCCGGUGGACAAAUUCCCACCCUUUCAUGAUGAAUUAUACGAUACAACGGAGACGCGCGAGCCACAAUACCCUGCCUCUUCUAUCAGAUAUACGCAGAGCGAUCGCUGGGAACCGCGGAAAGCAAAUUAUGCUCCCCAGGAGGUCGGAAAUGAUCUACCAAGGAACUCUAGGCACAAACCAAGAAAAAGUAUCAGCGAGGCAAUCAGUACUAUUAGAACACGCAAUGACAGCGUGAGCGCCAACGCUCAGGAAUUGGCCCAGGCCCUCGGAGCACCGGUCUCUUAUAAACUGAUUGUUCUCUGCCUCGUCUGGUAUCUCACCUCCGCCGUCACCAACACGUCCUCAAAGUCUAUACUAAAUGCCCUUCCAAAACCCAUCACUCUUACGAUCAUUCAAUUCGCCUUCGUGUCAAUAUGGUGCUUGCUACUCUCAUACCUUGCAACCGUACUUCCUUGGCUCAAACAGAAUGUACCGGCCCUCAAGAAUGGCCUCCGCUACCCAUCACGAGAUAUCAUCGGGACCACACUGCCGUUGGCAGUUUUCCAGCUUGCAGGCCACAUACUCAGCUCCAUGGCGACCUCGAAAAUACCUGUAUCACUGGUGCACACUAUUAAAGGACUAUCGCCCCUUUUCACUGUCCUCGCAUACCGCAUGUUCUUUCGAAUUCGGUAUGCUAAAGCCACUUAUCUAUCGCUUAUCCCUUUGACAUUGGGAGUCAUGCUUGCCUGUUCCACGGGGUUCUCAACCAAUUUUUUUGGCAUAAUGUGUGCACUUGUCGCAGCUCUAGUUUUCGUUUCUCAGAACAUAUUUUCCAAGAAGCUCUUCAACGAAGCUUCUCGUGCAGAAUCCGAACCUCACUCCUCGGACCGACCCAAAUUAGACAAGUUAAACCUGCUUUGCUAUUGCUCUGGUUUAGCCUUCAUCUUAACUUUACCGAUCUGGGUCAUCUCAGAGGGGUAUCCUCUCAUCUCGGAUCUUUUGCAAGACGGUGUGAUCUCUCUAUCGGGCAAGAAGAAUUCCUUAGACCACGGAGAGCUCUUUCUCGAGUUUGUCUUCAAUGGGGUGUCACAUUUUGCUCAGAAUAUCCUGGCCUUCAUCUUGCUAUCGAUGAUAUCGCCGGUGUCAUACUCUGUUGCGUCUUUGGUCAAAAGAGUGUUUGUCAUUGUCGUUGCGAUUGUAUGGUUUGGCAGUUCCACUACGUAUGUACAAGCUUUGGGGAUUGCCCUUACUUUCCUGGGACUGUACCUCUACGACCGCAAUAGCCAUGACGAUUUGGCAGACCAAAGGGCAAAAGCCGAUCACUUUCGCGCAAAAGAGGCCAUUCUGCCCUUGAAUGUCUCGGCGAACAAUGCACGGAAUACUAGUGAGUAUGACUUCUCAUCUGUGAAGAAAUCGGGCCAACCCAUCCCGGAUGAAUCAUCUUCCGUCACAAAUCAUCCUAAAAAAGAGGACGAUCGACCUGGUCACAUCCGCCCACGGGGAAACAGUACUGCUCGGAAUUGGCUGCCCCCUGGCACCAGGCAAGAGACAACCUGGCACCCGAAUGACUCCUAAGCAGUCGUCCCCCUCCUACCCAUUCUUGUCCGUUAAUUUUGGAACCUCGAAGCGUAUUACUGGUGGAUUAUCGUACGGGAUGCGGUCUGCAAAUCGUGAAAGACAUCCUUAUUACAGUGCAAAGACUCAACAGAUAGGUAGAUGUAAAG